CCCAUCUUGGUAUAAAAAGCUCUUCUCAUAUUUGGAGAGCUGCAAAUAUUUUUAAUUAGUUAAGACAGCAAAGGGAGAAGCAGGAUGACAACAAUCUGUAGAGGGGGAUUUUUGUCUUCUUUCAUCCUUAUCUCGUAUAUCGCGAUGACGACCUCAGUGAUGCUUGAUUUAACCGAACAGAAAAACAAAGUGUCCCAGCUCAAGGUGAAUCCCAGAGGAAAUCUUUGGGCAACAGGGCAUUUCAUGGGCAAGAAAAGUGUGGAUAGCUCCUUACUGGAAACUGUCUUCGAGAAUAUUGACGCUCCAUCUGAAGACAGAGAUGUGAAUCCUGUGGCCAGAGUGGAAGAUGUGCAGGCACUGAUCACCAAGAUGCUGAGGGCUGCUCAACAAACAAGAAAACAGACACUGGAAAUAGAAAGAGGAGAUCCAGCUUGAAGAAACCAACUUCUUACCUGUAACAAUACGAGCGCCAACUGAUGAAGAUCAGAGAUAUAUUACUUUUGUCAAGUAAAAAAAGACUAAAAUUUAAGCAAGGUGUUUUUUUCUUGUGAUAUUUAUUGCAUUCCAUUCGUCUUUGUGUUUGUUAUUAAAAAAUAUACCUGCUCCCUUCUUAACAUGCUGUACAUUUCUGUUUCAA
This is a messenger RNA of Poeciliopsis prolifica (blackstripe livebearer), 637 nucleotides long. It is a transcript of the gene nmba, whose product is annotated as neuromedin Ba. The record is from RefSeq and is a predicted model, not a curated record. Lineage: Eukaryota; Metazoa; Chordata; Actinopteri; Cyprinodontiformes; Poeciliidae. Gene Ontology annotation, biological process: positive regulation of hormone secretion; neuropeptide signaling pathway. Bases 85 to 435 code for a protein of 116 amino acids. The transcript is spliced from 3 exons. Gene Ontology annotation, molecular function: neuropeptide hormone activity; neuromedin B receptor binding. Gene Ontology annotation, cellular component: neuron projection.